UUGUCUUGUAGCUUCAUGGCUGGAGUUCUGGGUUCUGCAUGCUACAUCAGUGGACUCAGCCCUGGCCGAUUUCUCCUCCAGAAUGCUUCGGAUAUGCCAGAGACCAUUACCAGCCGAGAUGCUGCCCGUUUUCCCAUCGUCGCUAGCUGCACCCUCCUAGGCCUCUAUCUCUUCUUCAAAAUCUUCUCUCAAGAAUAUAUCAACCUGCUGCUCUCCAUGUAUUUCUUUGUCCUUGGGAUCCUCGCCCUUUCCCACACCAUCAGCCCCAUGAUGAACAAAUUCUUCCCGGCAAAUUUUCCCAAUAAGCAGUAUCAGCUCCUUUUUACUCAGGGCUCUGGGGAAGCAAAGGAAGAGAUUGUGAACUAUGAGUUUGACACCAAGGACCUUGUCUGCCUGGCCAUGAGCAGCAUUGUUGGCGUCUGGUACCUGCUGAGGAAGCAUUGGAUUGCCAACAACCUGUUUGGCCUGGCCUUCUCUCUCAACGGGGUGGAGCUGUUGCACUUGAACAACGUCAGCACGGGCUGCAUCCUUCUUGGAGGCCUCUUCAUCUAUGAUGUCUUUUGGGUCUUCGGCACCAACGUGAUGGUGACUGUAGCAAAGUCAUUUGAAGCCCCUAUCAAAUUGGUUUUCCCCCAAGAUCUGCUGGAGAAAGGCCUGGAAGCCGACAACUUUGCCAUGCUGGGCCUGGGAGACAUCGUCAUCCCCGGAAUCUUCAUUGCUCUCCUGUUGCGCUUUGAUAUCAGCCUGAAGAAGAACACGCAUACGUACUUCUACACCAGUUUUGUGGCGUACAUUUUUGGGCUGAGCCUCACCAUCUUCAUCAUGCAUGUCUUCAAACACGCUCAGCCAGCUCUGCUGUACCUGGUUCCAGCUUGCAUCGGCUUCCCUCUUCUGGUGGCCUUGGCCAAGGGAGAAGUGACGGACAUGUUCAGCUACGAAUCUUCUGCUGAAAUCUUGCCCCAUACCCCGCGGCUCACCCAUUUCCCUAACGUCUCCGGGUCUCCAUCCAGCCUGGCUGACUCCAUGCAGCAGACCCUGUCCUGUUCCCACAGACGCCGGCAGCAGAGUCCCAGCACCAUGUAGCCCCCCCAAGGCAAGGCCCUGCCUGCCUGUGUGACCCUGGCCAGCUACGAGGAGAACACUGCCCCGAAGGAGGCGAAGGGAGACCCCACGGAAGAGAAGACAGAUACAGACCAGGAGAAGAAAGAGAAAUGACCGUGG
Molecule: messenger RNA, 1221 nt
Organism: Python bivittatus (Burmese python)
Lineage: Eukaryota; Metazoa; Chordata; Lepidosauria; Squamata; Pythonidae
Source: RefSeq, a predicted model, not a curated record